GUGAGCAUGGCGCAGAGGACAGUGUUACGGGACGGGUGCGGGUUCCGGCGGCAGGCGGAUGAGAGGGCGGCCCUCAGGCGGAGCUGUGCCCGCGGCGGGGGCUCGUGCUGAAACGGGGACGCGCGCGGCGCUCUGGAGACGCGCCGGAUUAUUCCAGAAAUGCCCCCCAACCUCAGUGCUUCUGCCAACAACCACAGCGCGCAGCUCUCAGCCGCGGACCACAACUUUCCCGCACUCAUCUUCGGGAUUCUGCUCAUCGUCGUGAUCAUCUGCGGGAACCUGCUCGUGUGUCUCAGCGUAUACAGAGAGAAGGCUUUAAAAACCACCACCAAUUACUUUAUAGUAAGUUUAGCCGUCGCCGACCUGCUCCUCGCCGUGCUGGUCCUGCCCCUGUUCGUCUACACUGAGUUCCAGGAUGGAGUUUGGUCCCUGAACAUGACCAUGUGUGAUGGCCUGAUGACCAUGGACGUGAUGCUGUGUACUGCCUCCAUAUUCAACCUUUGCGCAAUUAGCAUUGACAGGUUUAUUGCUGUGUCCAUCCCACUCAAUUACAACCGCAAACAUGUAGACCAGAGGCAGAUUGUCCUUCUGUCUGCCACGUGGAUCUUGGCGCUAGCCGUGGCCUCGCCUGUGCUGUUUGGCAUCAACGAUGUGCCAAAUCGGGACCACAGCGAGUGCAAGCUUGAGAACAACAACUACGUGAUCUAUUCCUCUGUCUGCUCUUUCUUCGUGCCCUGCCCCAUUAUGCUGCUGCUCUACUGCGGAAUUUUUCAGGGCCUCCGUAGAUGGGAGGAGACAAGGAAAUUCAAGUUGAAAAGUAGCGCGCAGGCCUGUCAAACACCUGUGGAAGCACCAGCAUCUCUUCCACCACUGGCUUCUCUACCACCACCUCUACCCCCAGUUAUACAAAAUGACUUCACAGACCUUAAUCUGAAAGAGAUGGACCAAGACAUUGUCCCAGAUAGUCCUUAUACAAUAGAGUGUAAGAAUGGGCCUAUAGCUUCACUGACUUUCUCGGAUAGUGGUUACAAUCAAGAUCAGAACCAGGAGAAGAAGAGGACGAAGAUUAACGGAAGGGAGAGGAAAGCCAUGAGGGUGCUUCCUGUUGUGGUGGGUGCCUUCCUGUUCUGCUGGACUCCGUUCUUCGUGGUGCACACAAUGCGUGCUCUGUGUGAGGACUGCAACAUUCCCGGCAGUGUCAUUAGCAUUGUGACAUGGUUGGGUUAUGUUAACAGUGCCAUCAACCCCAUCAUCUAUACUGUUUUCAACACAGAGUUCAGGAAGUUCUUCAGAAAUUUUUUACCAAAAUGCUACUAGAUACAUUGCAUGAUAUUGUUCAUUUGACCAGCAAGCUCGGGGGCAAGGCCGUGAUUGUAAAAUAAGACAAUGCUUACAUCCUGUAUAUAGUUGAAUGUGUACUGUAUUUUGUGAUCAUGUUGCUGUUAUAUGGUUUUUCUUUACACUUGGACUGAAUGGGUGUAACAGCAGAGCUUCACUGGGAUACAUGGCUACUUUUAAUGGCCUUCUUCAUUGGCUCAUAUUGCAUGAUAAACAAGACCUAAUUUUGUUUUAUUUCUCAAAAUUUUGGCAUUUAAAUCAAAGCACCCCUCACGAAGAAGAUAAAUAAUUUACUUAAGAUAAAUAAACAAAUGCAGUAAACACAAAAUGAGGUAAGCACAUUCCUAUGUUCACUACGCUCCAGUGUUAUAGCUCUUGGCAUUUCAUUGUCCCCAGACCACCAUCUGCCUGCAUGAGGCAUCAGCUCACAUUUUUCUUGGUUCUUGUGAGACCUUUGAACCUGUAUUGUCUGGGAGCCGUAUACAGAGGUUUGUGGCAAUACUCCCAUCAAUUGAACUCCUAUCCUGAAAUGUGCAAGUGGUGUGUUGUUGAAAGAUUUUGUGUAGAGUUCUCACAGAAAGAGUUGUCGGUUCCUGCAAGUUAUCUGCUAACUUUAAGAAUCAGUCAUUUCACUCUGUGAAUGUUCACAGAAAUGACUGCAGUGGGUUCUGAGCCACCUCUGCCGGGAUCAGAAUCGUCAUUUACGGACAUUUUGGUUCUUUAAAACAUGAGCACUAUUCACGUUUCACUGCAGCAAAGAGACUCAUUUUGUGCUUGAAGUCUUCUGUAAAUGUCAAUCAGUUUCACGCCUUCAUUCACAAGAAAUUUUAUCACUAGUCUAGACUUCGUUUGAGCGCCCCUUUCAGAAACUUUAUCCACCAUAGGUGUGGUUGUUUGACUGCAUAUUUCUAUUCAAACCAAGUAACAAAGGUUCCUAAUUCUCGCAUACACUAAUGAACAGCUACUUUUUAUUA
Messenger RNA from Clarias gariepinus (North African catfish), 2312 nucleotides. RefSeq names its product dopamine receptor D4a (gene drd4a). Gene Ontology annotation, molecular function: dopamine neurotransmitter receptor activity, coupled via Gi/Go; G protein-coupled receptor activity. Bases 160 to 1317 code for a protein of 385 amino acids. NCBI's taxonomy places the organism in Eukaryota, Metazoa, Chordata, Actinopteri, Siluriformes, Clariidae. Gene Ontology annotation, cellular component: plasma membrane. Gene Ontology annotation, biological process: adenylate cyclase-activating adrenergic receptor signaling pathway; adenylate cyclase-inhibiting dopamine receptor signaling pathway. The record is from RefSeq and is a predicted model, not a curated record. The transcript is spliced from 4 exons.